Molecule: messenger RNA, 4507 nt
Organism: Durusdinium trenchii
Lineage: Eukaryota; Dinophyceae; Suessiales; Symbiodiniaceae
Source: the annotation of a GenBank genome assembly
GUUCAUUCACAUUUCCUUCAGUUCUUCCCGACGCAUGUGGAUUUUUUUGUACUUGGCUUGGGUGGCUCGGGGCGAUGUCUACCUCCACAACCCUAGAGGUUCCAACAACAAGUGCCUCGGUGUGCGGUGCGCGACGGUGCGCCGGCGGUGCGGUCUUGUACGUCGUUACGUCUCUGAGGCUCAGCGAGCAGUCCAACAAUGCUCAGAAUCAGAACCGGCUCUUCGAUUCGCAGAACAAUGCUGCUGGUGGAUACCAGAUCGGUGACAACUGCAAUCCGGUUUGCCAGGAUGAGGAUCGGAACUAUGAUCAGACCAAAGAGGGUGCCAUGAAGGGGACGAUGACGUUUUACAAAGGCUCUGAGCUCUACAUCGAAUGGGUGGUGCAGCACGGCUGCGGAGUGAACCAGCCAAACAUUAUUUGCCAGAUGGUGUUGCAGUACAUGUGUGAGAAAGACAAUCCGGCCUUGCGUGAUGGCACGAAGCGUGGCAAUGACAACACAGCGGGCGGAGAAGAGGAGCCGCCAACUGCCAUUCAGGCAAAUGAACCAGCUUUGGGACAACAUGAACCAUUGAGUUUCUACCUUGAUUGCAAGGCGCAUGAACGUCAGAAAGGCUUGUACACAGCAGAUCAAAAUGUGAACAACGACCGGGGCGCCACAGCCACGAGGCAGAACCCCAACGGCAACAACGCGAACAACCGACAUGGUUUGGAAUGCCCCGAGGAGAGGGACUACUACCCCUAUUGGCAUCCAACCCCUUGGCAUGACAUUGCAAUCAUCACAGAUGAAUCGCCUCGGCGGUGCGAGUACUACCAAAAGGAAUCCCAAAAUGUGCACAGCAAAGGCUAUUGCAGCGAACCAGAGCACAACAACCCUGAAUCUUGCCAAGAUGCUGGUGCAGAGUGGAAAGAGAUGCCUGCCUUUAAUGAGCCAGCACCGGACUGCGUUGCAGGGGUCUCCUCCCGGGACAAUCACAAUGGCAAUGCACGAGGAGGAAGGCCUAACUACUACUUGUGGAGGAUACCUGACCACAUUGAGGAGGGUAGGUGUGUUCUCCGCUUGCGAUACAACAUGACCAGCGGUGACUUUCGUCAAAGUGCUCUGGCCACCCAGAAUGGCCCCGCCACUGGAAGCCUGGAUGCGGGAGACGACUACUUCCACGUGAACAAGGCCAUGAACGAUCCCGCUCCAGGCCAACGCCGCCGAACAGUUUUCAAGGGUGGACCUCCCAUUCUUCCGCAAGAUCCAGUGGGAGACUGGUUGGAUCUUGGAGAGGACUACCGCUUGCAGCUGCAGGUCAAUACCAACCAGUAUGGCCGGACCUUCGAAGAUAGGACACAUACCUUCUUCGUUAGGAGCCGGCCUGCUGAAGUGAGUAGUUCGGCUCGCAUUGUCAACUACAAUGUGCGUGGUCGACGAGGAAAUAUUGUCCAGGUGUACCCUUCUGUAGAAUAUGAUUUUGUGCCCCAGGAGCUCACCGUGGAAGUUGGGGAUUACUUGCACUUCCAAUGGACUGGCUCUGAUGCAAACGCGAAGGGCAACGCUGGGAAUGGUCGGCAAAGUACGGACCGUUCGAACCUUGUGCAGCUGGCCGACCGAGAGGAGAACGUUCCACUACCCUGGAACGAACACACUUUGCUCUACAACGCAAUAGCAAAUCCAACAGCUGAAGGAAAGGCUUUGCUUACAAGGUUUGCGUACCUUGACCAGCGGCCGGAUUUAUGCGAGAUUGAUGACAAUGACCAGAAUUCGGUCCAGAAUUGCAAGCAGCUCAAUGGUGCGACGGCAUAUUUUGAUGGAGGUAUAGUGCAGAUGCAGACCGUUGGCCAACAUAAGGUCGCUAGUACACGGAACAAUGACUUUUCCAACAGAUCGCAGAAGGCAACCAUCCAUGUGAUCCCGCGCAGUUGGAGCACUGGGGAGGUGAUUGCUCUGGUGGCUGGGUUGGCCGUGUUUUGCAUGGUGGUUGCAUACUUAUGCGCCGCAGUGUACGCCUACAAGAACCCUUCUUCUUGGCUCUUCUCCAAGAGGCAUCGCCCCCGCUUGUGUGUUCUGCGCUACUUAGUUGGGCAGCAACGGCUAAAUGCUGCCAUUGAGAAGCGCAAAGAAUGGAAGCGGGAAGAACGCGCGAAAUGGAAAGCCCUGAACGCAGGUGUGUCAGAAGAGAAGGAAGACAAAACGAAGGAAGCGAAGGGGGAGGGACUUCAGGCAGAAAAGGUGGAAGACAAAGACAUGGCAGAUCCGAGGAGCAAGAGCUCAAGGUUUGUUGCUUGCUUGGUGCACAUGGGCUUAGGAGAAGGACAGCGCGUGGCGAUGCUGGUGUUGAUUCUGUUGAACUUGGCCUCGUUUGUGGGGGGCUAUAUGAUACAUGUAGGACUUGGCUUCCAGGAGUCCUUCGCAUUUCCACUGGCCAAAGGGGCCGGUUUUGCGUUAGACAUGGAUUUGGCAAUCUUGUUGCUACCGACUUUGAAGAGUUUGCAAACAGCACUUCGUGGCAAAGGCGGCCGUGCGAGGGAGUGGAUUCCUUUGGACGAUCCCAUCUCUUUCCACAUCGCUGUGGCGACACUUGUUGCCAUCAACAGCUUCAUUCAUAUUUGUGCCCACUUCAUCCAUAUGGGCCAGAUUGCAUCAUCCCCAAAGUUUCAGAGUGAUCCCUUGGAAGCCUGGGAUCUCACCAGUGAGGAACUGGUGUCUGGAACAUCGGUGGAAGCAUUGCUGCUAACACGUGCCAACUUCACAGGCUUGCUGAUUACAUCCUUGAUGUUCGUGAUCUAUGUGACGGCAUUGCCCUCGGUGCGAAGAGCCACAUGCUGCGUGGCGCGACGUUGUGGUGGCUUUCGCCUAUUUCAGCAGGCUCAUUCCAUUUGGCCUAUUGUGUAUCUCUUGCUCUUGAUCCACACCACACCAAGGUUUUGGAUUUGGAUGUUUUUCCCCGCGAUCUUCAUGGCGGUUGACCGCAUUCUCCUCACCCAGCGACAGCGCUAUCCUGCUGUCCUUGUCUCCGCCCGGCUCCUGCUGUUCGACGUGAUUCAUCUCACCUUCGAAAUCCCCGAGAACUUCACCUACCAGGCAGGCCAGUAUGUGCACUUAUACUGGAAGGGCGAAUGGCAUCCAUUUACUUUGACUUCUGCUCCUGAGGAGAGACAUUUGACGUUGCACAUCCGUGCCAGCUCAUCGCUGGAUUGGUGUUCCGCUUUGCGGCGCCAUCUGAUGGUGGAGGCUCCAAAGGCCCAGAAUGAGAGCUCGGAGGCUAAAGAGCCAGACCCGGGCACCACGGUCGAAUAUGAGAAACUGGUACUGCCCAGUGGCAGAGUGUGUUGCAAGGCGCAGCCGUUGACGAAAAGCUCAUUUAAGGGCAUUGGGUCUUCUGACAAAGUCUCCUUGGAUGUGUCCUUUGAUCGAUCACGACGGCAGGCAUCAACCGUGCGAGACCGUGCGGAGAGCACCCGGACAGAGGAUUCCGUGGCGCUCAUGGAAAGAGCGAAUCUUCCUCCUGGGACUGUGGAGUUGCAGCUUCAGGGCCCCUUUGGAGCUCCUGCCCAAAGAGUUUGGGAGUUCAAGACUGUCAUGGUCGUCGGUGCUGGUAUCGGUGUCACACCUUUUGUUUCCAUCCUUCGUUCCGUGCAGAUGCGCAAGCAACAGCAGCAUCUUCUUUACACUGCAGGAGACGUCGAGGCCGAAGGCACGGCAUCGAAGAGACGUACGAGGCGAGAGGCAGCUCACUGCAUGGCCCCCGAGGCACCUUGGAGCGACUCUGCCGGAGCAGUUUCUGCGGACGCAACGAGGGCUGAAAGCUCUAUGGAGAGGACACUGGAGACGCCCGAAAAGGAAAAGUCACCGAAGAAGAAGAAAGUCACCAAAACAGAAGUUCCAGGCAACUCGAGCAGCACUGGUGGCAUCCUUGGCUUGGCCGAGAUCACUCCCAGUGUCGUGGGCGCUAGGACAGAAGAAGAAAUUGAUGAGAAACCGACUCGAACUGCCAUGCCUUCGCAAACUCGAGCCAAAGCAGCGCCCCGCACUGACAAGGUCAGCUCAGACCAAGCGAUGAUCGAGCGUCUUGUGACAGAAGUGAUUCCGGUGCCAGAACGGAUCCACUUCUAUUGGAUUGUUCGGAACCAGCAGGAGUUGGAUUGGUUUUACGACUUGCUUGCUACAGCAGUUGAAGGUCCAGCGAAGGAUUUGGUUGAAGUGAACCUCUUCACAACCGGUGAGGUGGAGCUCUCUGCGGUGAAGCAGUUGAAAUGCGUUCAUCACCAGUAUUUUGGACGCCCCAAUUGGAAUAGAAUCUUCAAAGGCUGCAAGGCUCAGCACAUGGGUGACCACAUUGGUGUCUUCCUUUGCGGGUCGCCAGUGAUUGGCCAAGAGUUGGCGCGGCAAAGUGCAAAGCACAGUGACCCACCAGAUCAGCAGUGCAGAACGCGUUUCUCCUUUUUCAAGGAGCAUUUCUGAGAUGGGUUCAGAACUCACCAGUGCAAAGCAACUUGGUGUCGCCGUUCCCUCUGCAAGAA